CACAGAUCGCGUUAGUCCGCCACACUUAACAUCAAAAUGGCCGCCACCAUGUCCGCCCUCCGCGUUGUCGCGCCCGUCGCGCGCGUCUCCGCCUCCAAGGCGCGCGUCGCUCGCUCCGCCGUCGCCGCGAAGCCCGUCAAGGCUCGCUCCGUCGUGGUCCGCGCCUCCUCCGGCGACGUCUCCGAGCGUCUCGAGGAUGCCCUCAAGAUCGCCGAGGAGUGCGUGGGUGAGUGCGCCGCCAUGUGGGACGAGGUCGAGGAGCUCUCCCAGGCCGCCUCCGACAAGAAGCCCGCGCCCGCCGAGCUCGAGCCCGUGCCCAUCUCCGAGGCGGACAUGAACUUCAUCAAGGAGACCCAGGCGGCGCUGAUGAAGGCCAAGGAGGCUGCCAACGUCGACGUCGAGACCCUCCGCGCGCUCGAAUCCGCCUCCCAGUCCGCCAAGAAGGUGACCGUGUCCUCCGAGAGGCUCAAGCAGCUCGAGGCGGCGCUCGAGGCGGCCCUCGAGUCGGCCAGGGCGUGCACCGGCGAAGAUUGCGCGGUGGAGUGGGAGGCCGUGGAGGAGAUCUCCGCCGCCAAGUCCCAGAUCGAGAACAGGGAUUGAGCGCGUUUGUUUCGCGUUCGAACCCGACGCCGAACCCACGCGCCGACACCCCGGCGCCGAGUCAACACCAGAGUUGUGCACAUAGCAACAGACAUUCUUGUAAGCAGCAUCAAGUUACACGUAUUACUC
Molecule: messenger RNA, 729 nt
Organism: Micromonas commoda
Lineage: Eukaryota; Viridiplantae; Chlorophyta; Mamiellophyceae; Mamiellales; Mamiellaceae
Exons: 3
Coding region: 49-600 (183 amino acids)
Source: RefSeq, a predicted model, not a curated record